AUGGGACCACAGAGCUUCGCACCUUCUCCAAGGUCGUUGUUGAUCCUUCCAAAUCAUAUCACCUGGUCGAGCAUUUCCCCCUCCAUUUUUUCCCCCUCUCGACUUUACUCCUUCACCUCACCCGUUACCUGGCCUUUCAUCAUCAACUAUCAACUUCUCACUCCUACACCCAUUGAGAGAGAAAUCAUGCCUAUACCCACCCCAAGCACUAGCACUAUGAGCGACACGGAGCCAACAGAUUACCCUGAGUGGUACAUCAACAAACAUGGAGAAAGAGUUCGCUUCACCCCAUGGCCACACCCCAGACACCCGCGCCAUCUAAAAGCGGCUGGCCUUCGCCCGGUCUGGACCCUUCGCUGGCAAUAUCCCGAAGGAGAAAUCCCGGAUGACAUCACUUGCCUCAUCGGUUCGCAGACAAUCUCAUUCGCCAUCGGUCCCCUCAAAAGUCUGGUCUGGUUAGCUGGCCGUGAUGACCUAGUUAAUGCUCUUAACGACCCAACAUCCCCAAUUACCGACCGGAUCUGCACUGUACCGCCAUCGGUGAAUAUCAACUGGGUGAUCGGUCUCGUCGAUAUGGGACUCGCACUAUAUCGCAAUCAGCCCUCACCAUCGGCCGACAUGCUCCAGCCCGGCGAUGCGAUGAAGAUUUCCUUUCCAGACUGCCUCGCGAACGGACUACACACCUAG
Penicillium manginii is the source of this 687-nucleotide messenger RNA. RefSeq names its product Amino acid transporter transmembrane. The coding region runs from base 1 to 687 and encodes 228 amino acids. The transcript has a single exon. NCBI's taxonomy places the organism in Eukaryota, Fungi, Ascomycota, Eurotiomycetes, Eurotiales, Aspergillaceae. The record is from RefSeq and is a predicted model, not a curated record.